CCAAACUCUCUCAUUUCUAUCUCAUUAUUUUCUCUCGGGUCACAUUCUCACCAUCUCAGGCGAAGCUCUCUCUCUCCCCACAGUCGCCGUCGCCACCGUCUUCUCCAUCUCCGGCCACGGUAAGAUGCCACCCAAACGUAUCCCACCACUUGAGAUCCCUAUGGAGGAUCAUUAUGUCGGUCGUAUGACCUAUAGGGGUUCCGGGAGGUUAACAAAAUUGAAGAAAAGAUUUGAGGAGCAUGGAUUGUUGGGGAGGGUGAAUGAGUCUGUUUUUGGACCAUUCUUCACAGCCCCUCCCUUUUCGUUCUCUGGGGCAUUGGUUCACACACUACUUUUGCGGAAGGUCAAGUCUCCGCGUGGCGAUGAGGUGCACUUCUUGAUGGGCCCAAACUUAUGUAAGUUUGGGGUGCACGAGUUCGCCAUUAUCACCGGCCUGAGCUGCUCCUGUCCACCACUUGCCGUUGACAUUGAACCUCACAUUACUUCCUCCCGCCUAGUUGAUACAUAUUUCAGUGUGGAACCCGAAAAAGACAUUCGGUUUAGUAUCUUGGAACGAGCUUUUAGUAUGUGCGAUGUACCUGAUGAUUUGUACAAGCUCGGUUUGGUUUACUUUGUGGAGGGAAUACUAUUGGGCGCUGAGAACGACAAUGCUAUUUGGCAAGAUUCAUUGUCGAUGGUCGAGGAUUUAGAUUAUUUUGAGAAGUAUCCAUGGGGAUCCCUUUCAUUCGAUACAACUGUGAAACAAUUCAAUAGAGAUAUGAAAGCGAUUGGUGGUACAAUACCAGGUAAGAAGGCGAAGAAGAUCAUUGAGGCGGAGUCUUCUAAGGGUUUUAAGGUGGAGGCAAAGUACACUUGCAAGGGGUAUCCACCAGCCUUGCAAUAUUGGGCGUACGAGACGAUUCUUGAUUUACAGAAGGAACACGCCAAGCCCUGUGGAUUCAAGUUCCCUAGGAUGCUACAGUGGGAGAGCAUAGGCCAGCCGAAGCAUUUGCAUUUGAAGGAUGUACUUGCGAGGAGACAUUUGUCAUGCAUUUCUAUCCUAAGGCCUCGACCAAAUGAGCGAGACUUCUUUGAUGCCGUAUAUCAGAGGACAGAGGGGGAUGCUCCUAGGUAUGCGAUGCUGCAGAAUAUGAUCCAGCCUGCACCAGAGGAUGGAAGACCUUACGAUCCUGAGGCAGAGGCUGUUGCGGUGGCUGAGAUAGCCGUUGAGGCUGGCAUAUUUGUGGAGGAUGCCCCGACAGAGUCUGCUCCAGAUACUAGUACAGAACCUACUUCUGCUCCUGCUCCUGCUCCUGGGGCUUAUGAGGAGGUGUUGGGUGAGAUAGCCAGACUAUCAGGUGCAGUGGACGAUGUUAAGGCCACUCUAGGUAUCGUCCUUAAAAAUCAAGAAGUCAUAUUAGAGAAGCUGGCAACACUAGGUAGUAUACCUACUCCUGCACAUACUCAUGCACCCACUCCAACAGAUGAUGUAGAGUACGACAUUCUCCCCUCAUGUUACGAGCCUUCUGUUGGAGAAGCCACACCUUCUCAGCCAGUGCAGACGGUCUUAGGUAAGCGUACUAGACAGAGACCAGUAAGGUACGAGGACUAUACUCCAGCAGCCAAGAAACCAAAGUUCAAGGACCCAGUUACGAUCCUUCCUUUAAAGGUGUUGGAUCAAGAUAUGUUGACAACUUUUAACCGAUGGGUACUCGGUGAGAUUGAUAACAUCAGACCGAGGAAGUUGGAAUGUUGUGAUGGGACCCCUGUUUGGUUCUUGAAGUUGAAGGUGGCAAAAGAAUGGUUGGCAGAAACUCAUCUCGACGCUGCGAAUUAUCUUAUACGGAGACGUCUUUUUGAGUUGCCGAAGACGUACCCCGUGAAAGCCACCGUACUUGAUUCAUCAUUUGCACAAUAUAUUCCUGCCAGAUACGAGGAAUUCAAGAAAAAUGGCAGGACUUACCAAUGGGACUCGGACAUUCUUGAUUUCCUGAAAGGAGAUGCCAAAAAGUACAAGAAGCCUUGGGGUGAUUGCAACGAGGUCUACUUCCACUGGUGCAUGGAAAAUCGGCACUGGGUCCUUUGCGAAAUAAAUUUCGCUGAUUGGAUGAUCACUGUAUUUGACUCAGAUCAUUCUAACUUUAGCCAUAAUAAGUUGUCUGAGUUGAUGGAGCCUUGGACUAGGAUGCUUCCAUCUUUACUCAACGCUUCUGGUAUGUUUAAAGGACACCCCAAGUUAAAAAUAGCUAGACCGAAGAUCACCGUUCCAAACUUUGAUUGGCGGCGCAUGUCCACUGAUAUUGUCCCACAGUCUAGAACCAGCGGAGAUUGCGGUGUAUUCGCCAUCAAACACUUGGAGUUCAUUCUUGGAGACAUUCCCUUAUCAUAUGCCAUCGAGGACAACAUUCAGUACUUCUGGGAUAAAUUAUGCAUCGACAUUUUUUAUGAGAAUGUGUACCCUUGA
Molecule: messenger RNA, 2443 nt
Organism: Humulus lupulus (European hop)
Lineage: Eukaryota; Viridiplantae; Streptophyta; Magnoliopsida; Rosales; Cannabaceae
Exons: 6
Coding region: 125-2443 (772 amino acids)
Biological process (GO): proteolysis
Molecular function (GO): cysteine-type peptidase activity
Source: RefSeq, a predicted model, not a curated record